Molecule: messenger RNA, 2097 nt
Organism: Penicillium olsonii
Lineage: Eukaryota; Fungi; Ascomycota; Eurotiomycetes; Eurotiales; Aspergillaceae
Source: the annotation of a GenBank genome assembly
AUGGAGGGAGUUAAAAGGGCAUUUACCAAGUGCAGAGAAGAACAUCGCGCAGCCUUAGUCACAUAUGUGACGGCCGGCUAUCCGACCGUGGAAGGCUCACUUGACAUAAUGUUAGGCCUACAGGCUGGUGGCGCAGAUAUCAUCGAGCUUGGUGUCCCGUUUACAGACCCGCUCACUGACGGGUUGACCAUUCAGAAGUCUAAUGCCAAAGCCCUUGAGAACGGCGUUAAUAUUCAGUGUAUGCUGCGAAUAAUCCGAACCGCACGGGCACGGGGGUUGACUGUUCCGGUCCUUUUGAUGGGAUACUACAACCCGGUACUGGCAUACGGGGAGCAAAGGCUGUUGCUUGAUACGAAGGCUGCUGGGGCCAAUGGGUUUAUAAUCGUGGAUCUUCCACCGGAGGAAGCCUUGCGGUUCCGGACUUCAUGCAAGACUGAAGGCCUUUCAUAUGUCCCGCUGGUUGCACCGUCAACAACCGACGAUCGAAUGGAUAUGCUAUGCGGCAUCGCUGAUUCGAUGAUCUAUGUUGUUUCCCGAAUGGGGGUCACAGGAGCGAACAAAACGCUUGCUGGAAACUUGGGUGAUCUGCUUGCUCGCGUGCAUGCCCGAACUGGAGAUCGUGUUCCUGCGGUGGUGGGAUUCGGUAUCAAUACUCGGGAACAAUUCAACGAUGUCGCUCGUAUCGCCCAAGGUGUUGUGAUCGGAAGCCAAAUCAUCAUGCUCAUUGGGGAAGCGCGUCCAGGCACUGAGCCACAAGUCGUCAAGGAGUACUGCUUGCAGGUUGCAGGUCGAACCCAGGAGAGCGUUGUGAUUCAUCCAUUGAUCGAAUUUAUCAAACCGAUUGCCCCGAACUCGACUGGCAAUCACCAAGCGGAAAGCCCCAGCACGGAGGAAAGUUAUGCUUUCAAAGAGGAACACACUCGAUUCGGGAAAUUUGGCGGCCAGUACGUUCCUGAGAUCCUCAUGGAAUGCCUGACUGAGCUUGAGAAAGGCUUCCAAGAAGCAAGCGCGGAUCCAGCAUUUUGGAAACAGAUUCGAUCAUACGAUGCAUAUGCAAAUCGCCCAUCAUCACUGCAUCUUGCACAGAGAUUGACUGAACAUGCUGGUGGAGCGCGUAUCUGGCUGAAACGGGAAGAUCUGAACCACACCGGUAGCCACAAGAUCAACAACGCACUUGGCCAAAUUCUGCUGGCCCGGCGACUCGGCAAAACCUCGAUCAUUGCAGAGACAGGUGCUGGUCAACACGGAGUAGCCACUGCCACUCUCUGUGCCCUCUUCGGUAUGAAGUGCACUAUCUUCAUGGGAUCGGAGGAUACCAGACGCCAGGCUUUAAACGUAUUCCGCAUCAAAUUGCUUGGUGCAACUGUUGUCCCCUGCCCUGGUAAGUGUGAUGGCCAGGGAGGAACUCUGCUUGAUGCCGUAAAUCAAGCAUUCCGUACGUGGGUUACGGAUCUGGAUUCGACACACUUUGUCAUCGGCUCGGUCUUCGGACCACACCCAUACCCAACCAUUGUGCGCACUUUCCAGUCCGUAAUUGGCACGGAAACACGCGAGCAGUUCCAAAGGCUGAACGCAGGUCGCCUUCCAGAUGCCGUUAUGGCUUGUGUGGGCGGUGGUUCGAAUGCGUCUGGGAUGUUCCAUCCUUUCUUGGAAGACACAUCUGUCGCUCUAAUUGGCGUGGAGGCUGGCGGGGAGAAUACCUCGGUUGGCAAACAUUCUGCGACCCUUGGAUACGGGUCAGUCGGUGUUCUUCAUGGAGUGCGCACAUACAUUCUUCAAGAUAAACAUGGCCAGAUCACGCCUACAAAAUCGGUAUCCGCCGGUCUGGAUUAUCCUGGCGUCGGUCCGGAGUUGGCCAGCUGGAAGGAGUCACAGAGAGCUCGCUUCAUCACAGCAGAUGACAAGGAGGCGUUGGGCGCUUUCUCGCUCUUGAGCAGAUUGGAAGGCAUCACGCCCGCGUUGGAAAGUGCGCAUGUUGUGGCCGGUGCGGUUCGUGUGGCUAAGGAACUCGGACCUGAGAAAGACAUUGUUGUUUGCUUGAGUGGACGGGGUGAUAAAGAUGUUCAAACCGCAGCUAGUCUUCUAGAUCAUAACUGA